GCAUAAGACAACGAUCCAAUCGAAAUUAGUAUCGAACACCCUCUCCGAACCCAAUAUUAAUCCGCAGACCCAGCCGGACUCCCGACGGCGAGAGCGAGGACCAGGUGAACCGGCCAGCCAGACAACCCCGGCGCAUCGCCUCGUGGUCUUCCUCUUCUCCCCCCGCACCCCGAAUCCCCUUGCCUCGCCGUCCCUGAAACCCUAAUCCCUCGAAGCCGCAACACAACCUCUCCCUCGCUUCCGCCCCGCGCCCCCGCCCCGAUCCAGGGUGGAGCGUUGGGCAAUGGAUUUCGAGCGACAAGUUUGAGCUCUCGGAUCGGUUUCAGGAGGUUUUAGAUGGGUUCGGACCGGCAACAUGGUGGCUCGGGGGACGUGGUGGCGCCGAAACGGCGGAAGAGACAGAGACAGCUGCUGCUGGAGUCCAGCGACUCUGAAGCGGAUGAAUCUUGCCUCUUGACGCGGCACAAGUCUGACGAGCCUAAUGCCGCCUUAGGCAACGGUGAUCAAUCAGUGGAGAAAGUGGUGCCUCCUAGUUCUGAGCUUCCUGGGGCUAAAACUACUCAAAGAGAUGGUUUAGAGAAGAACAAGGGAGAUGAACUUAACAGUGCCAGCAGUCGAAAUGGUGAUGACCUGUCAGAGGAGAAAGUGGUGCCUCUUAGUGCUGACAAGCUCCACAGGGUCAAGUCCACUCAAGGAGACUAUCCAGAGAAGAAUAAGGGAGAUAAGAACAGCAGGAGUAGCUCACAGCCUGACUCCAAGAGGAGCAAAAUCGAGGAUGCCAAAGUUGGUGCUGUUGGAAACGGUGGAAGUGCUUCAAAGGAUGUAACUGUAGGGAAAAUGCUGCGUCCAGGGUUCCCAAAAUGGCGGUUCGAGAAGCCCGAGGUAAGGGCUGGACGAGUUGAUGAGAAAGGUGGGGUGGAGAUGAAGGCAACCAUUGGCUCAAAGGUCAAGGAGCAGGUAUCGAGCUUGGAUGACAAGAGGAGACAUGUAGAGCUACUGAAACGUAAGAAACACAAGCCGUUGAAGACUGACAUGAGCAACUCGGUUGACUCUGACCGACAGGAAUGUGGGGAGGAGACGAAGGCAAAGUUCAAGGAGCAGGACUCAAGUUUGGAUGUCAAGAGGAGGCCAGUAGGAUCACUGAAACAUGAGAAACACAUACUGCUGAAGACUGACAAGGCUAGCUUGGCUGGGUCUGUCCAAGGGGAAGUUAUAAGGGUUCAAGGGAAAAGUGGCCUUUUGAAGAUCCUGCCAAAGAACGAUAAGGUGCUCAGGGAAACCAGCGAUGGCAAGAUUCUGCCGAAGAAGUUGAAUGUUGAUGGGGAUACCAGUGAUGGCAAUACUCUGCCAAAGAAUGUUAAGGUGGAGGCUGGGGAUGGCAAGAUUCCGACGAAGAGUGGUGUUUUAAAGCUUCUUCCGAAGAACAAUACGAUGGUCAGAGAAAACACUGAUGAAAACCUUAUUCCCAAGAACAUUAAGUUGGAGGGGGAGACCAGUGAUGGCAAGAUUUUGAUGAAGACCAGUAAGAUGGAUACAGGAAGUGGCGAUGACAAGGUCGCGACUAAGAACUGUAUGGUGGAUUUAAAAGCUGUUGCUGGCAAGAUUCUGUCGAGGAACAGUAGGGUGGAUGAAGAGACCAUUACUGGCUAUGAACAGGAUAAGGAUAAAAGCAGUGCUCUCAUCGAGUCCCAAAAGCGGGAUUUAAAUGGUGGGAAGAAAGUUACUGGAAAGCUGGUCUCCUCUGUCAUAUUGAGGAGAAGCGAUCCAAGCGUAGUGGGAGUUUCUUCAGGCCAUACUGUGAAACAGAAAAGUUCAAAGGUGCAGCCGAAGAUCUCCUCACAAGGCAAUCAUCAGCCCUCACCAAGCCUGAAAGAUGAGAAAAGUGAACUUGGUGAACACAAAAAUGAGAAGAAGAGAUUGCUUCAGCAUAAAGGUUCACCAGAGAAUUUAUCCAAGAAAGUAAAACUGGAAGUCACUGAUCUGCAAGGCACAUCUGAUUCUGCUCCCAAGAAGCAUGUCAUGAUGAAGAAACCAAGGGGAGGACCUCGUAGUGCACUUAAGCAGAAACUCCGGGAUCAGAUUAAAGGUAUACUAUUACAUAACGGAUGGACAAUUGAUCUAAGGCCUCGGAAAGAUAAAGAUUAUGAAGAUUCUGUGUAUGUUUCUCCACAAGGUAGUAGCUAUUGGUCAAUCACAAAGGCUUAUGCAGUGUUCCAAGAGCAAGUGAAAAGUUCACAGGAUGAGAACCCUACAGGUGGACCAGGUGUUGCAGAUGCUUCCUUUGAUGCCAUAUCAAAAGAGGACCUAGCAAUGCUACAAAGAAUUGUGCGGAAAAGAAAGGGCAAAAAAGAACAUUCUGCUGAGAAGGGAGGGGACAACAGAAGCAGGAACUCAAAAGGUGCCUCUGCUGGUAGAAGUUCUAGAAACAAGUAUCAGAAAAACAAAGAGAAGGUAAAAGCCAAGCAUCUGGGAUGUGCACUUCUUGUCCAUGGUGGUGCUCGUAAUAUGGAAGGCAUGGGUAACUAUGUUCCAUAUAAAUGGAAGAGGACGGUUUUAUCGUGGAUGAUAGAUCUGGGGGUUGUUUCACAAGAUGCGAAGGUCAAAUACAUGAACAAAAAAGGAACACAGGCAAUAUUAGAUGGUAGAAUUACCAGGAAUGGUAUUUACUGCGGAUGCUGUUCCAAGAUUCUCACAGCUGCUAAGUUUGAACUUCAUGCUGGUUCAAAAGAGCAUCAGCCUUAUGCAAAUAUCUUCCUAGAAGAUGGCGGGGUUCCAUUGUUGCAAUGCUUACUUGAUGCAUGGGAUAAGCAAUCACAACAUGAAAAGAAGGGAUUUUACAAGAUAGAUCCUGCUGAUGAUCCUGAUGAUGAUACUUGCGGUAUUUGUGGUGAUGGCGGUGACUUGCUCUGCUGCGAUCGCUGUACUUCAACUUUUCAUGUGGCUUGCUUAGGAAUCGAGAUGCCUUCUGGAGAUUGGUAUUGUCGUAGCUGUAUAUGCAAAUUCUGCAGCUCUGCUGAAGAAAUGACACCGUCUUCCACUGAGUUGCUUUCUUGCUUGCAAUGUUCAAGAAAAUAUCACCAGGUUUGUACACCUGGAACUGAGAGGGACUCCGUUUCUACCCCACCCGGUGCCUCCAUUGAUCACUUCUGCAGCCCAGGAUGUAGAAAGAUUUAUAAACGACUAAAAAAGCUUCUUGGGUUCAAGAAUAAUAUGGAAGCCGGAUUUUCCUGGAGUCUGGUUCGCUGUUUUGCUGAAAGUGAGGCUGCACCCAUGAAAAGGAAAGCAGAAUUGGUAUAUUGCAACUCAAAGACAGCUGUUGCUUUCUCAGUUAUGAAUGAGUGCUUUUUGCCACGUAUUGAUGAGAGAAGUGGGAUUAAUAUAAUUCACAAUGUCGUAUACAAUUGUGGGUCGGAUUUCAAUCGUUUAAAUUUUAGUGACUUCUAUACAUUUAUUCUGGAGCAUGGAGAAGAAGUUAUAUCUGCGGCAACUGUCAGGAUUCAUGGAACUGAGUUAGCAGAAAUGCCAUUCAUAGGCACAAGGGGCAUGUAUCGGGGCCAAGGGAUGUGCCAUCGACUGCUCAAUGCAAUUGAAUCGGCCCUUUGCUCUCUCAAUGUUCGAAGACUAGUAAUACCUGCCAUACCCGAAAUGCAGAAGACCUGGACUACAGUUUUUGGUUUUAAGCCUGUUGGCCCUAUGAAGAAGCAAAAAAUGAAGUCUUUUAAUCUCUUGAUUAUCCAUGGCACUGGUCUUCUGGAGAAGCGCUUGUUGCUAACAGCUCAAGUGAAUCGACAAACUACUUCUGUGACAGUUAAUGCCGUUGAAUGUGACAAGACAGCUUCCCAAACGUUUGGGGAAGCAAGUGGAUCCCUUACACCUGUUUAUGUUUCUCAAGAAUUUGCUGUGGGUGGUCAUCCUGAAACUAAGGAUCAUGACACUUGUGCUUUGAUUGAGGGCUCUUCAGGCUUGGCAUCUAACCUUCCUCCUGUUUCUGAAGAAAAAACUGAAGAAACUAUUUCUCCAGUUUCCAUAGCUGAUGUUAAUUUGCAUAUAAGUGAAGAUGACAUGCCUUGCAAGGCUUUAGCUGACAUUACGGAAAAAGUGAAAUAUGCAGAAACAUAUUUGACAUUCGUUGCUGAUAAGAUUGUUGUAGAAGAGAAGCCUGAAGAUAAAUCUAGCUCCAGUUCUGCAGAUUCAAAGGCUAUUCCAAUGACAGUGGAUCCAUGCCCAUGUUCAUCUGAUGAGCUUGGGAAAUAUGAAAAUUGCCCACCUAGUGUACAUUCUGUUGAUGCUGUUCUCGUAAAAGACAGACCUGAAUCUAAUUUCAGCACCAGUUCCAUCUCUGGCCGCUUUGAUACUCAAGAGGAUAAGAAGUCUUGUGUAGUUCCUGCUAAUACUGAAGUUCCUUUAGUCACUAUGGGUCGAAAGCCUGAUAACCACGAGUUCGAAACUAUUGUCGCUGAUGGUGGUGAUAUGCAAAGCUCACUAGAAGUUAAAUAUUUGGAAGUUCUAGUAGAUGAAAGAUCAACAGAUGCCUAUGCAGCUAAAAAUAAAGCAUUUGUUGGUGGUGUAACUAGUUAUGCUGCUGCUGUUACUAAAGACAAUGGUCAUUCUGCAGUUGAUCUUGUAGUAUCAGCAGAGAGAUCACUGGAUGAAACAAAUUCUGUUGAGAGUGAUAAGAGUGAAGUUAAGGUUGCAACAGUUGAAGUGGGUGCUAUAGUCGAGAGCUCUAAUGGGGCAGGCAUUCCAGUUUCGGCGCUUGAAAAAUCAGAUGACAUCAAUGGUGAAGUUACCGCAAAGCCUACUCUAACUUGUGGGGAUGGUCAACUUCAUUGAGAGGAUGGAGUAUGCAAUAGUAGCAUGAAAGAUGGCCUAGCUUCUAGAGACCCUGUUAAUGCAUGAGCUCUACAUUUGGUGCUACAAUAUGCUGAAGUGUUAUGAAAUCGAGGCACAAUGAGUCAAUGCAUGCAGGAGCAGCGGCUCCAUGAGCCCCAAUGCUUGAAGCCUAAACAACGCCUCUUAACUCUUCCUUGGUGGGAUCAGGGAGCAUACAAGGAGAUGCCACAUUUCUGGAAGUUUUGGAUUCGAUGAGUUCGAUGAGUUGUUUUGUUGGGAUAGUCAAUCAAGUUGCUGGCUCAAAGGAAUACUUUGCUACCGAAACUGCUCCACACACGACAGUGUGUGGACGAUAAGUGCAUGACCAAAGGAUCCAGCGGCCACUGCUCAGCUGUGCUUGAGAUUCGUCGGCUCGAUUUAAUCGUCGUUCAUGAGUCGUCCAAACUUUGUCGUCCCCAUAGCAUUGCUCUACUUUGCUACUGUCGUUUCUUCAAAGAACUGUUGGGAGAUACUCGGGCUGGGAUGAAUGGACAUUUUUGGUAAGAUAAUGUUUUCAUCGCAUGUAUGCAAAUUUUACUGUGGAUGGAUGACUAUGUUCCUUGAAAGUGGAUGACCAUGUUCUUUUUUA
This is a messenger RNA of Aegilops tauschii subsp. strangulata, 5461 nucleotides long. RefSeq lists its product as uncharacterized. Gene Ontology annotation, molecular function: acyltransferase activity, transferring groups other than amino-acyl groups. Lineage: Eukaryota; Viridiplantae; Streptophyta; Magnoliopsida; Poales; Poaceae. The record is from RefSeq and is a predicted model, not a curated record.